This is a messenger RNA of Ceratosolen solmsi marchali, 2973 nucleotides long. Its product is annotated as hemicentin-2. The transcript is spliced from 13 exons. Bases 1 to 2718 code for a protein of 905 amino acids. The record is from RefSeq and is a predicted model, not a curated record. Gene Ontology annotation, molecular function: protein binding. NCBI's taxonomy places the organism in Eukaryota, Metazoa, Arthropoda, Insecta, Hymenoptera, Agaonidae.
AUGGAUGUAUCUUUUAUUGAUGUAUCCGGGGUAGCUGAAAAUAAAGUACAAUUACCAUGCAACUUAGAGUCAGAAUAUAGUGACGUUGUGAAAUUAGUACUUUGGUACAAAGAACCCAGUAACGAGCCAAUUUACGGAUUUGACAUGCGUAACGGGCGGCAAUUUAAUGACGCGCUUCGCUGGUCUUCGCCACGGGCGCUGGGACGCAGGGCUUACUUCAUCACGGCGACGAAGCCCGCUCACUUGAGUAUCAACGAGCUCAAGCUUAAGGACGAGGGGCUUUACAGGUGUCGAGUGGACUUUGUCAACUCGCCGACGACAAAUCAGAAGAUAAAUUUGACUGUGAUUGAGCCGCCGAGUAAGCCCGUGAUCCUUGACGGUGAGACGCUGCGCCCGAUCUCGGAGCGGGAGAAGCGCUACAACGAGGGCAGCGACGUGAAGCUCAUCUGCGUGGCGCGAGGCGGUAAGCCGACGCCUCGGCUCACCUGGUUCCUCGAGAACACCGUCAUCGACGAGUCCUACGAGCGUAAAAGCGAUACCGGUCAGACCCUCAACCACUUGUCUUAUCCGCGGGUCGGCAGGCAGCACCUCAAAGCUCGGCUCGUCUGCCAGGCGAGCAACACGAACCUCGUGCCGCCCCAGACGGCUCUUCUCAUCCUCGACGUCAAUCUAAAGCCGCUGGACGUGCACAUAUUGACGAAGGAGCCAAGAGUUUUGGCUGAUAAGAAGUAUGAGGUCGAGUGUCGCAGCACAGGCUCGAGGCCUGAAGCCAUUAUCACUUGGUGGAAAGCCAACAAGAGAAUAGACAACAAAACGAAAAAUUAUGCGUCGGAGAACAAUCAGAGCCUCAGCAUCCUUAGCUUCGUGCCGAGCAUCGACGACGAUGGCAAAUACCUCACGUGCAGGGCCGAAAAUCCGAAUAUUCCCGACAGCGCUCUCGAGGAUAAAUGGCAUUUGGACGUGCAGUAUCAACCCGUGGUGAGCUUGCGGAUGGGGACUUCCUUAAAACCCGACGAUAUUAAAGAGGGGGAUGACGUCUACUUCGAGUGCAUCGUUCGAGCCAAUCCAAAGGCCUACAAGCUCUCAUGGUUCAAAGAUGCAAAGGAAUUAAAAAAUAAUGCGUCGUUAGGCGUGGUGUUGAGCGACCGUUCGUUAGUUCUUCAACGUAUAACUCGUUAUUCAGCAGGCGACUACACGUGUCUGGCCGUCAACAGCGAGGGAAAAACAAUCAGUAAUCCCGUGCCUCUUCGCAUCAAGUACUCGCCCGUUUGUAAGGAAGGAAAACACGAGCUGGUGGUAGGUGCACUGAAACAGGAGACUGUAUCGCUCAUCUGCUCGGUCGAGUCCCAUCCGCCUCCCUUGACCUUUCAUUGGACGUUCAAUAAUUCCGGCGAAUUGAUCGAAGUGCCGCAGUCGCGCUAUUCCCACGUGACCGCCACAGCUACCGGUAGUCCCUCCACGCAGCAGUCGGAAAUUCAGAUAAAAGAGUAUCAGCAGUUUCACGGAUCGCGCAUGAACUACACACCCUCGACGGAAAUGGAUUACGGGACUGUCGCCUGUUGGGCCAGCAAUCAAGUUGGCAAGCAGCGCUCACCCUGUCUUUUUCAGGUUAUAGCAGCCGGCCGGCCCUACGCCUUGCAUAACUGCACGGCGACGGAGAUGUCGUCGACGACCGAGCUGGACGAUCCGAGCUUAGCCAAGGCCAGCGUCAGCAGCUCCACGGGCCUGCUUGUCCAUUGCCUCGAGGGCUACGACGGCGGCUUGCCCAUCCAGAGCUAUCACGUUGAGGUGGUGGCGGACGAGGAGGAGGGACGGAUUAUCCUUAAUAAGACGGUGCUCGCCACGACGAGCGGACCGUCGAUCGAAGUUGCCGGUCUCUCCACCGGACGCAGUUACCGGCUGUUCUUGUACGCGGCUAAUGCCAAGGGAAGAAGCGAGGCGGCGAUCCUCGAGCCCGUCACCCUCAAAGGCGUCGCCAUGUACACGACGGGAAAUACAAGCGGCUCGGUAUUUAGUCCGCUGCUGCUUGGCUUGGCGGCAACGGCAACAAUUUUGACCCUCGCUGUAGCCGGAAUUUUAGCGGCUCUAUACAGGAAGCACUCGAACGGUCAGACAGGAAGUCCGAAGCACGCUCCCAUCGUGUGCGAACCUCCUAAUGCCGGCUCAACUACUCCCGUACACCCCCAGACUAAGCAGGCGGUCGAUGAUAUCGACCCCGACAUCAUACCUAAUGAAUACGAGAGAAGACCCUUGACGUACACGCCCGUGUACAAGACGCCCCCGCAAAGGCGACGAAGAGAUCGCGGCAACGGAGGCGGCGCCGCGAGCACCGACGAGCUUAACUCGUCGCCGGAGAAGAAGCCGAUGGUCGACCUCCGCACCGGCGACGCAGCCCCCUUGACCGAGACCCUGGCUACGGCCAGCGUUAGAUUCAACCACAAUCACCACCAGCACCACCACCUCCACCACUUGGCGCACACGACGUCGCCCAACAGUGCCUACGGCGACUCGCCAACGCUCGCCGACUUCAAGCAGAUGGCAUUCGACGCCUACAAUCAGCGAAACAACCAAAAUGUGUAUUAUAGUCUACAGAGAGCGAGCAAAGGUAUCUCUACGAUGCCACAGAGGCCUGUUUCCUCGUCGGUCUCCGCCCACGGCAAGAUACAUCAGCCUGAGGUGGUUACGCGUUCCAACCGAAUCCAAGAGAGUUGUAUAUAAGACACUUUUUCAACUAUAUACGUAUGAAACAUCUGGAGUAGCAAAGAUGGGAGCGAGACGUUAUGAAGCAGUUCAGUUUGUGCAAGAGCUUUGAUCAAUGUAAAGAAAAUAUCGUGUUGGUGAGCAGUGAUAAUUGUUAAUUGUGUGAAUCUGCGGUAAAAUAUUAUUAAGCAUAGUAAAGAUCUGCUUGAGUAAGUUAAGUAAUGAAAAUUUAAAUAUGAAAAAUUAUAUAAUUCGAAUCAACGUCAUUUUGAC